This is a messenger RNA of Penicillium lagena, 1506 nucleotides long. Its product is annotated as ACT domain-containing protein. The transcript is spliced from 3 exons. Gene Ontology annotation, cellular component: cytosol. Lineage: Eukaryota; Fungi; Ascomycota; Eurotiomycetes; Eurotiales; Aspergillaceae. The record is from RefSeq and is a predicted model, not a curated record. Bases 1 to 1506 code for a protein of 501 amino acids. Gene Ontology annotation, biological process: regulation of intracellular signal transduction; cellular response to L-arginine.
AUGCCAGCGAAGAUGGAUUCAUCCAUGACCCUGAUCGAUGCCCAGGUUAAUUUCCUUGAUGAGAACCUUGUAUUGGUGCAUAUCCCAUUGGACCUGUACCCGUACUUCCUGAAGGCAGUACUAAGACUGCUCUUCGAUGAGAUCCCUCCACUAGAAGAAGAGGGACCCGAGGACGAAGAUGUGGUCCUCGAUGAUAUAGAACCUGAAUUUGGCAGGAAAUCGAACGAUCAGCCUGCGUUCCUGAAUAUCUCCAUUACACCCGUGGAGGUCUCUGUGAUCUGCCCACGGCGACUUGUCGACAAGUACUUCACGCCUCUAAUGAACCAACUGGAUCUGGUCAACGCCUCGCUGCGAUCUCGUGUAGAGGUCAGUGAGAACGAUUAUAUCGCCAUGCAGGUCCUUGGACAGGGCCUGGAGGCAGGCAAGCGUGUCUUGGAGCUGACUAGCCCGCUCGCCAUGGCUGGAAUCUCCAUCUUCUUCAUCUCCACCUAUUUCUCAGACUAUAUAAUCGUCCCCCUCCACAGCAAGACAAGCGUGAUGUCUGCCCUCGAAAGCCGCGGCUUCCAAUUUGACAAUGCAACGGACACAUUCGUCACCAGCCCACUUGGCUCACCCUCAUUACACCCAGAAAGACGACUGAGCAACGCCACUCCCCUGGCAACACCGCCACCAUCUACAUUAGCGGAGCUCCAAACCCGCACAUUCGACAGCCUGCGCAAGCGCCAAAUCUCGCCCUACGUCGACGACUCACUCCGUCUCGUGCAAUGCGCAGCGCAUCACCAGUACAACCGCGAGGAAGAAAGCUCAAUGUCCAUCCUCCGCGAUGCCCUAACAACCGUUCUUCUCGUCGAUGAGCCGCGCUUCCUCUCUCUCACCCUCCCAUCUCUGGACCCAGCCGCGUCACUCCUCCUUGAAAAGCGUCUUCUGCCUCGCUUUGCGAGACUCUCCAGUUCCCACAAGGACUACGAGGACGGAUCUGGUCUUCUCCUAGGCUCGAAAGAGGACUACCUUAUUCCCAUCAUGCUCGAUCUCAGAGACCUUCCUCUCGAGGCGACGGGUAUCGUCUGCGGUGUGGCGGGUCGUCUCGCUCAGGCGACCCAUACUCUCGGAGGAGGGCACGAAACCAAUGGCAACGAUAAUAGCCAUAGCAGUAAUGAUAGCGGCAACGUCAAUAUCGUUGGAAGCCACGGGAGCAGUGUUCUGGGCUCUGUGCCUGCACUCUUCGACACGAUCGGAACCCGGUUGGGUACGUCCGGCAAGAAACAUACCCUCACUCCCUUACCACCAACGAUACACCACCAUCUCAAGCCAGACAUCGAUGCCGCAGCGGAUGCAGUGGAGAUCAGCUUUCUGAGCACGGCGCGCGCGGGAACGAUCAUUGUUGGGGAGGAUGAACUUCGUCGGGCGAUCGAUGCCCUUGAGGCGGAGAAGGGAUCUGAAACUGGUUUGGAAGAUGCGCCGAUGCAACUGGAGAAUCCUGCUGAUACGGAGGUUGAGGGCGUAUAG